UCGGAGCCUGCGUCUCGGCGGCCAGGACCCUGAGCUCCUCUAGACGUGUCCAGCCAGGGCGCCCGGCGCGCUCCGGGGUCAGGACGUCAGGGUGCACAGGUGCUGCCAAGAUGCUCCGAGGCCCCUGCUCUGCCCUCCUGCUCUGGGGGCUCCUGGGCGUCCUCCGUGCCCAGCAGCAGAUCAUCACCCCCGGUGCCUCUGAGAGGAACAGCUGCCCAGAGAAGGCCGACUGCCCCAUCAACGUGUACUUCGUGCUGGACACCUCAGAGAGCGUCACCAUGCAGUCCCCCAUCGACAGCCUGCUCUACCACAUGAGACAGUUCGUGCGCCAGUUCAUCAGCCAGCUGCAGGACGAGACCUACCUGGAGCAGGUGGCCCUGAGCUGGCGCUAUGGCGGCCUGCACUUCUCCGACGUGGUGAAGGUGUUCAGCCCACCGGACAGCGACCGGGCCUCCUUCACCAAGAGCCUGGAGAAUAUCGUCUCCAUCCGGAAGGGCACCUUCACCGACUGCGCGCUGGCCAACAUGACCCAGGAGAUCCGGCAGCUCAAGAGCAAGGGUGGGGUCCACUUCGCGGUGGUUAUCACCGACGGCUAUGUCACCGGCAGCCCGUGCGGGGGGAUCAAGCUGCAGGCUGAGCGGGCCCGCGAGGAGGGCAUCCGGAUCUUCACCGUGGCCCCCGACCAGAUCCCGAACGAGCAGGGUCUGCGGGACAUGGCCAGCAUGCCCCUUGAGCUCUACCGUAACAACUAUGCCACCGUGCGUCCCGACUUGGAGAUUGACCAAGACACCAUCAACCGCAUCAUCAAGGUCAUGAAACAUGAAGCCUAUGGAGAGUGCUACAAGGUGAGCUGUCUGGAGAUCCCCGGGCCCCCCGGCCCCAAGGGCUACCGCGGACAGAAGGGCGCCAAGGGCAACAUGGGCGAGCCAGGAGAGCCCGGGCAGAAGGGACGACAGGGAGACCCAGGCAUCGAAGGCCCCAUUGGAUUCCCAGGACCCAAGGGUGUUCCUGGUUUCAAAGGGGAGAAGGGUGAAUUUGGAGCCGAGGGGCGGAAGGGAGCCCCUGGCCUGGCCGGCAAGAACGGGACCGAUGGACAGAAGGGCAAGCUGGGGCGCAUCGGGCCUCCAGGCUGCAAGGGAGACCCCGGGAGUCGGGGCCCCGAUGGAUACGCAGGGGAAGCCGGCAACCCUGGGGAGCAAGGAGACCAGGGCACGAAGGGAGAUGCUGGUCGCCCAGGACGCAGAGGACCCCCAGGAGACAGCGGGGCCAAAGGAAGCAAGGGUUACCAAGGCAACAACGGAUCCCCAGGAAGUCCCGGUGUGAAAGGAGCCAAGGGUGGACCUGGGCCCCGAGGACCCAAAGGCGAGCCUGGGCGCAGGGGGGACCCAGGAGCCAAGGGCGGCCCGGGCAGCAGUGGCCCCAAGGGUGAGAAGGGAGACCCUGGCCCUGAGGGUCCCCGGGGUCUGGCUGGGGAGGUUGGCAACAAAGGAGCCAAGGGAGACCGAGGCUUGCCUGGACCCAGAGGCCCUCAGGGGGCUCUGGGCGAACCCGGGAAUAAGGGAUCUCGGGGAGACCCCGGUGACGCUGGUCCCCGUGGAGAGUCAGGACAGCCUGGUCCCAAGGGAGACCCUGGCAGGCCUGGAUUUAGCUACCCGGGACCCCGAGGAACACCCGGAGAGAAAGGCGAGGCUGGCCCACCCGGCCCUGAGGGGGGCAGAGGUGACUUUGGUCCUAAAGGAGAGCCCGGGAGGAAAGGCGAGAAGGGUGAGCCUGCAGAUCCCGGUCCCCCUGGUGAGCCCGGCCCUCGGGGGCCGAGAGGAUCCCCAGGACCCGAGGGAGAGCCCGGCCCCCCUGGAGACCCCGGCCUCACGGAGUGUGAUGUCAUGACCUACGUGAGGGAGACGUGCGGGUGUUGCGACUGCGAGAAGCGGUGUGGGGCCCUGGACGUGGUGUUCGUCAUCGACAGCUCCGAGAGUAUUGGCUACACCAACUUCACCCUGGAGAAGAACUUCGUCAUCAACGUGGUCAACAGGCUGGGGGCCAUUGCCAAGGACCCCAAGUCAGAGACGGGAACCCGCGUGGGCGUGGUGCAAUACAGUCACGAGGGCACGUUUGAGGCCAUCCAGCUGGACGAUGAGCGCAUCGACUCACUGUCCAGCUUCAAGGAGGCCGUCAAGAACCUGGAGUGGAUCGCGGGCGGCACCUGGACGCCCUCAGCCCUCAAGUUCGCCUACAACCAGCUCAUCAAGGAGAGCCGGCGCCAGAAGACCCGCGUGUUUGCGGUGGUCAUCACGGACGGCCGCCAUGACCCCCGGGAUGACGACCUGAACCUGCGGGCGCUGUGCAACCAUGACGUCACGGUGACGGCCAUCGGCAUCGGGGACAUGUUCCACGAGAGGCACGAGAGCGAGAACCUCUACUCCAUCGCGUGCGACAAGCCGCAGCAGGUACGGAACAUGACCCUCUUCUCUGACCUGGUGGCCGAGAAGUUCAUCGACGACAUGGAGGACGUCCUGUGCCCAGACCCUCAGAUCGUGUGCCCGGACCUUCCCUGCCAAACAGAGCUGUACGUGGCCCAGUGCACGCAGAGGCCUGUGGACAUCGUCUUCCUGCUGGACGGCUCCGAGCGGCUGGGCGAGCAGAACUUCUACAAGGCGCGGCGCUUCGUGGAGGAGGUGUCCCGGCGGCUGACGCUGGCGCGCAGGGACGACGACCCGCUCAACGCGCGCGUGGCCCUACUGCAGUUCGGGGGCCCGGGUGAGCAGCAGGUGGAAUUCCCGCUCACCUCCAACCUGACGGUCAUCCACCAGGCACUGGAAGGCGCGCGCUACCUCAACUCCUUCUCGCACGUGGGCGCGGGCAUCGUGCACGCCAUCAACCACGUGGUGCGCGGCGCGCGGGCGGGGGCGCGCCGCCACGCCGAGCUGGCCUUCGUGUUCCUCACCGACGGCGUCACGGGCAACGACAGCCUGGAGGAGGCCGUGCACUCCAUGCGCAAGCAGAACGUGGUGCCCACCGUGGUGGCCGUGGGCGGCGACGUGGACACAGACGUGCUGUCCAAGAUCAGCCUGGGUGACACCACCGCCGUCUUCCGCGAGAAGGACUAUGACAGCCUGGCCCAGCCCGGCUUCUUUGACAGGUUCAUCCGCUGGAUCUGCUAGCGCCCCCCCCCUCCUGCCCCUCGCCCCCAGACCCACGCCCAGGCCCCCAGCCUCG
This is a messenger RNA of Odobenus rosmarus divergens (Pacific walrus), 3216 nucleotides long. It is a transcript of the gene COL6A2, whose product is annotated as collagen, type VI, alpha 2. The transcript is spliced from 28 exons. Lineage: Eukaryota; Metazoa; Chordata; Mammalia; Carnivora; Odobenidae. The record is from RefSeq and is a predicted model, not a curated record. The coding region runs from base 111 to 3161 and encodes 1016 amino acids.